Molecule: messenger RNA, 540 nt
Organism: Sorghum bicolor (sorghum)
Lineage: Eukaryota; Viridiplantae; Streptophyta; Magnoliopsida; Poales; Poaceae
Exons: 1
Coding region: 1-540 (179 amino acids)
Source: RefSeq, a predicted model, not a curated record
AUGCCAGGUUCUCAUAACGAUAUCAACGUCCUUCACCGGUCUCCACUAUUCGACAACCUAGCAGAAGGUAAAGCUCCAAAGGUGCACUAUAGCAUUAAUGGCCAUGACUACAAGAUGGGGUAUUUGCUCGCCGAUGAUAUUUACCCCUCAUGGGCCACUUUAGUGAAGUCUAUCUCUUCUCCUAUGGGGAAUAAGCAGAAAUAUUUUGCAACAACACAAGAAGCAGCGAGGAAGGAUAUUGAAAGGUUUUUUGGGGUGUUUCAAUCUAAGUUUGCCAUUAUUCGUCAGCCAGGUCGCAUUUGGGAUAGGGAGACACUUGUAUUGAUCGUGAGGGCUUGUGUUAUCAUGCACAAUAUGAUUGUUAAAGAUGAAAGAGUUGUCGACCCUGAUGAGCGGUUCUCGGAUGUUUGUGAAAAUGUGCAACCUUCUCAUGGGAAGCCUACUCGCACACUAGCUGAAUUUAUUGAAGCCCAUAAUAAAAAGAUCAAAGACAAGCCAACAUACUUCCAGUUGAAAGAAGACCUCAUCGAGCACCUAUGA